Molecule: messenger RNA, 712 nt
Organism: Tripterygium wilfordii
Lineage: Eukaryota; Viridiplantae; Streptophyta; Magnoliopsida; Celastrales; Celastraceae
Product: HVA22-like protein f
Exons: 4
Coding region: 107-610 (167 amino acids)
Source: RefSeq, a predicted model, not a curated record
ACAACAUAUAUACCUCAUCAACCCUCCAUCCUUAUCGGAUCAUCAAAGCAAAUCAAUCCUUAUAAAUUUUGGCUUCCAGCGAUUGAUCUUAUUAACAACAACAGAUAUGGGUGUUCUUGGAGUCAUUGCAAAACGUUUGGAUGCACUGAUCGGGCCUGGGAUCAUGCUACUUUUCCCCUUAUAUGCAUCAUUGCGAGCCAUUGAGAGUCCAUCAACCCUAGAUGACCAGCAAUGGCUGACGUACUGGAUAAUAUACUCCUUCAUAACCCUCUUCGAGCUAUCCUUUUACAAAGUACUAGUCUGGUUUCCAUUGUGGGGAUACAUGAAGCUGUUGCUGUGUGCGUGGUUGGUGCUUCCGAUGUUCAACGGGGCGGCUUAUGUUUAUGAGAAGCACGUCAGGCGAUACAUCAUCAACAAUAUUAAUAUUGGUGGGAGACUACUAUUCUCCUCCUCCUCCUCCUCCGCUGCUUACUCCGAUGAGCAAAAGAAACUUCUGCAGAUGAUGACUUUCGACGCAAGAAAAGCUGUCGUUCAAUACGUUGAUAAGUAUGGUUGGGAUUCUGUGGAACGAGCUAUCAAGGCCGCUGAGAGAGAAACCAAGAAGCACUGAUGAUCAAGACAAUGUCAUAUCUCUUUCAACUAUAGUCUAUACACACACAAAGAUGACAGAGAGAUACAGGACAGGCGUUUGUAAAUAUACUAGAGGAACCGA